Molecule: messenger RNA, 1986 nt
Organism: Corticium candelabrum
Lineage: Eukaryota; Metazoa; Porifera; Homoscleromorpha; Homosclerophorida; Plakinidae
Product: TNF receptor-associated factor 3-like
Exons: 7
Coding region: 40-1770 (576 amino acids)
Biological process (GO): protein K63-linked ubiquitination; tumor necrosis factor-mediated signaling pathway; regulation of apoptotic process
Molecular function (GO): zinc ion binding; protein binding
Source: RefSeq, a predicted model, not a curated record
CUGAUAGCAUGCCUGGAUAGCUAGCCAAUUUAGCUAUCGAUGGAAGAAACGGACGUUUCUCACGGCAGCUAUUCGUCUGAGAAGAAAAAGGAUUCCCUAACUGUCACUGAAGGCUCUCAGUGUAUUGUCUAUGCGGAAGACGUUCCCAGGCAUUUACUCUGCGCCAUCUGCAACAGUCCCUUACAGAAUGCAGUUCAAGUAUCUUGCGGAGAGCGUUGGGACCGCCAUUGCUACAAACUUCAGCUGCAAAAUUUAUCUUCUGAACAACCCUUGAUAUGCCCUAAUUGUGGUGAAACGAUUGAUCAAAAGCAGACGUUUCCUGAUGUAUUUGCAGAAAAAGAAUGCAGUAAACUCCUUGUUCACUGUUGGGAAAAUAGCAGUGGUUGUGAUUUUGUGGGGCCGAAGCAUAGUCUCCAGGCUCACUGGGACAACUGUGAUUAUGUGAAGUUGCCUUGUGCGAGGGCAGAAUGCAAUGAACAGGUGAUGAGACUUAACAUGGAUCAGCAUUUGAAUCACCAGUGUCAAUGGCGGACAAUCAUUUGCCGCUGUGGAGAAGAGAUGAAAGCUUUCCAGCAGACGGAUCAUGAAUCGUCCUGUUCGGAAGUACUUGUAGAGUGUCCUAACAGAUGUCAGGAAGGUCGAUUCAUAAAGAGGAAGGAUAUGGAACAACACUGCAAAGAUUGCCCUCGUCAGAUGUUCAAGUGCAAGUUCGUCGGCUGCAAGCAUGAACUAGACACACAGCAAGCUCUAGCAGAACACGUCGAAAUGCAUCUUCUGGAACACGUUAGCGGGGUAAGCCAGGAAUGUCUCGCUCUUCGCGAAACGGUUGACGUGGCAAUGGCCGACAUGGGCAAGUCGACGUUGUUUCUUCAAAACAUUGAAGAGACGGGGCGCGCCAUCGAUGCCGAAUGGAAUCACGUGAAGGAAAUCGAGCAGCGUCGAUCGGAAAUGGAAACUCAAGUGAAACUGAUCAACGAGAAAACAACCGAGGCUACCCGUCAGUCGGUGGCGAACUUGCGGCAUGACUUCGACGUUCGUCUUAGUGAUAUUAACAAGUAUUUUGAACAUUUGUCUGAACGACUCGAGAAGAUGGAACACAUUACGACGUCGAACACGAGGAAGUUGCAAUCGCAAGAAGAGCGGCUCUCGGCUUCUCGUACUCGGAGCGGUGACAGGAGUGGGAUGAGUCCCGCCGAAACUCAGCAGUUUUCCGCACAGGAUCGCGUACUUGCCGUCCACGACAUCAAACUGGCCGAGCACAGUCUCCGAUUGGAUAUGAUGGAUUGCAAGGGCGUGAACGGCGUGUUGCUGUGGAAGAUCAUGGACGUGCGGCGGCGACGACGCGACGCCGUGAGCGGGAAGACACCGAGUAUCUACUCCCAGCCGUUCUACACAUCGCCGUGCGGCUACAAGAUGUGCGGACGGCUCUACCUGAACGGCGACGGCAUCGGAAAGAACACUCACUUGUCUUUGUUCUUUGUUAUUAUGCGUGGGGAGUACGAUUCUUUGUUGAUGUGGCCAUUCAGCCAGAAGGUCACACUUAGUCUCGUCGAUCAGGAUGGAAGGCGCCACAUCUCAGACACUUUCCGUCCCGAUCCGACGUCGUCGUCGUUUCACCGGCCGACUAGGGAGAUGAAUGUCGCCAGCGGAUGCCCAUUGUUCGCACCGGUGGAGAAGUUGGACGCUGGAAACUACGUGAAAGAUGACACGGUGUUUAUCAGGAUGGUUGUAGACACGUCAGGAGCUGUAGCACCGGAUGAGAGGAGAUAGGGCAAUACGGACGGUGUGUUGUAUAUAGAAUUGAAUUUUAUUGCACGCAUGGUCUCUACUGUUUAUAUCAAUUAUUGUGUGUGUCCGUAUUCCAUGUUUAGUUGGUUUUGGUCUUGUGAUUGUAUGUAGUUCAACUUCUUUAAAGUACUUUAGGGAUACUAUUGUACGAGUAGUUCUAGUAUUUCAGUACACAGGCAGCAGAAUCUUUCCGGCCGU